Messenger RNA from Arachis duranensis, 474 nucleotides. RefSeq lists its product as uncharacterized. Lineage: Eukaryota; Viridiplantae; Streptophyta; Magnoliopsida; Fabales; Fabaceae. The record is from RefSeq and is a predicted model, not a curated record. Bases 1 to 474 code for a protein of 157 amino acids. The transcript has 6 exons.
AUGUGUUUAAAUGUCACUAGCACUGCACCCAAUUCUGAGCUACAAAUCAUUGAGGUUCAACAAGAAACUCAUUCUGAACCUUUGAAAAUUCGUUGGAAACCACAACAGCAGCCCAGCAAAGAACCACCGACACAACAAACUGAACAACAAAAGCAAGCUGCUGAGGAAUCUUUGAUGAGGAUAGAACCUUCAAUUAAUGUCAGCCCUCCCAAACAACAACAACAACAAGAAGCACAUCCUGAAUUCAGCCCUCUGGAACCACAACAACAGCCCAACAAAGAAGCAACAGCGCAGCAAUCGAAAGAAGAACUCCCUCUGAAACCCGAAAAGCAGGCUGCCGAGAUAUCUUCACUGAGAAAAACGGAGCUAGAACCUACGUUGUCUGUUACAAGUUCUGUUAUUGAAGAGUUAAUCAAUGAUGACGAUAUCUAUGAAGUUUUUGAUAAUGACAGCCGUGCCGAAAAACAACGGUAA